CAACCUCCCUUAGUGGACGAUACCCCUGGAGCGUUGCAUUUGCAGCCGUUGAAGAUCGGGACAUUUCAGAGGACAUAGCAGGCGAGUAGAAAAGCCAAGAACGAACAAAAUACCCAUGGAAUACAGGUUUCCACACUGAGUCAUCAAUACUUGGAACCUGCUGCCCGAAGCAGUGGUGUCCGCGCCUUCAAUUGACUCUUUCAAGAGAAGUCUGGACACUCACAGAAGCAUACUAGAAAAGGAAUAACAUAGGCCGUAGGCCUUCUGUCCUUACUAUACAAAUCUGAAUCUGAAUAUAGUAUCCCUUGACUUAUGAAUACUAUUAUCAGCAUGUUGACCUGCAAUUAGUGGGGUUACCUAACAGUUUCUCCUUGUUGAAGUGGAAUGUCAAGUGUCGAUUUAGUGUACUGUGUUGGAAAGAUGAAUGUAUUGCAGAUGGUUAAACAAAUGGAUUCUCUUUCACCGAGAAUUCAAGCCUUAUUAAAAGAAAGUAAUUGUUUCAGGUGUAAUGAAGAAGCAAAUGAUGAAUCUCCAUUUUCUCGAGAUGCUUUAAAGGCUAGAUUGAGUGACCUGGAAUUCCGUGUAACACAGAAUAAAGAAACGGAAAAACCUUUUUCGGGGAAAUAUGUAAAUGAGAAAUCACCUGGAAUAUAUAAAUGUGUUGUCUGUAGCUCAAAGCUGUUUAGCAGUGAAGCGAAAUUCUUCUGUAGUUGUGGCUGGCCUGCAUUUAACAGUCCUAUAGAGUGUAACUCCUUGACCUCAUCCAUUGAUUUGUCAUCAGCAUCAUCACUGGCUCACUACUAUUUCACCUGUGGUCCAGCGAUCAAUAGAUUGGAUACUCAAAUGCUUUUUACAAACCCGAAUCCAUCUUAUGCGGUUUGGCACUUCAAGUCUUCGCAUAAAUUAAUGGAUCAUAUUCUGUUUCGAUUGUCCUGUUUCAAAGUGAAGUCCGUGUAGAAGUUUCUUGCAAGGGAUGCAAUGCUCAUUUAGGACACGUGUUUGACGAUGGCCCUAAACCUACAGGUCUUCGUUAUUGCAUUAAUUCUUGUGCUCUAAUUCUUGAUUCUGAUGUCGGUAGCUGAUCUGGUUUAAAUUUGCCAACUGCUUGAUAUUUUGUUAUUGUUAGAUAUAAUGAUGUUAAUUGUACGUAAGCUAGAAUCAUCCUAGUGUUGCAUUUCUAAUCUCAUGCUUUGUCCCAAAGUCUUAUGAUUAAACUUUGAGGUUUUUCACUUCCGUCUUACUUUUCUAAUUUGUAUUUCCUGUUUUUAUUUGAAUUUAUAAAAGUCGUUUUCUAAUUUUUAAAUUGCUUGUCUUUUAGUCUAAAAUUCAAGUUUUGCUGGGUGUCUACGAAGGGCAUUUUUCCCAAUGGAAUAAACAUUUCUAUUUCAUUGGUAGUUGGAAUCCUUUGUAUUCAUCGUUCCUUGUAUUGUAUACAUGAUAAAAUUCACCUUGUGCUUAAUACAUGUGCAUGAGUUGCUUAUACUUAUUAAAUUCAACCAGUCGUAAGUAUCCACCAUUUAUCACUACUUCUCAUAUCAAUACCUAUUCACAAGCACAGAAUCUGUCCGUACAAUGUGAACAAGCACUUUUAAAAUUGUUUUUGGGAAUGACACCUAGAAAUCAAGGCUUAACCAAAUGAAUUAGUUCUAAAUGGGUUGUAAGUUUUAAAUUCCUUAUUCUAAAAUAUAAAACAUCACUAAUCUACGUGUAGUGCAUUAGCUCUUUAUCCACACUUGACAUUUCUCCUCAUCCCGUUCAAAAAUAAGCACAACACUGAGUUCUGUAAAAUCGUUGAGAUAGGUGACUUGCCUAGAAAAUAUAUAUGAGAUUGACCAAUUCAAAUACGAUUACUUUUUGCAAUUUUGAUUGAUUCUAGGAGGCAUAUUUUUUCGUGUAUGGUUAUUAUCUGCUGAAAUAUUUUGGGAUGCUACCAAGUAUUUGUAUUUACAUUCUCAUAAAGUUUGUACAUUACCAAACACCUUGUUUAGUAAUUUCUGCGUCAUUUAUAUCGUGUUCGCUUUCCGUAGAGUGUUAUUUAUAUGCUUAUCUCUUAGAGUGUAAGACAAAAAUUGUUAUAACUGUACAUUUUUACGAUUCCUAACCUUGUACUGCUAAAUACCUGAAGUAACUUCCUCUCUUGACAAUUUGUCUUAAACAAUUUAAUUACUGGUCCGAUGGUAAGGGAUUAAAGCCUGUUCCAAGUUUGUACCUUUUUGUCUACGUUUUUACGUAUCGUUCAAGUUAUUACAUAGUGAAUUGUACUGAAUGUUCACAGGUAAUAUGGAAACGGUCGCUAAAUUUAGUGUUUGUAUAAGUUAGCUCACACUGUAUUUGGCAAUCAAUA
Molecule: messenger RNA, 2344 nt
Organism: Schistosoma spindalis
Lineage: Eukaryota; Metazoa; Platyhelminthes; Trematoda; Strigeidida; Schistosomatidae
Source: the annotation of a GenBank genome assembly